Molecule: messenger RNA, 394 nt
Organism: Zymoseptoria tritici IPO323
Lineage: Eukaryota; Fungi; Ascomycota; Dothideomycetes; Mycosphaerellales; Mycosphaerellaceae
Exons: 1
Source: RefSeq, a predicted model, not a curated record
CGAUGGCCAGCCCACCUACCACACCAGCCUACACCAGCCAUAGUUCCACGGCGGCACCAACACCUCGUUCAGAGACUCCAUUCGCAUCUUCGCCUGCAAAGCGUCAAAAGCUUGUCAAGGAUGCCGCCGUCUUCUCGCGUGGUACCGUCAGAGGACAGGUCAACUACCCACCCUACGAAUGCUCCGAGAGGAGCACAUCCCUCACGACCCAACAACAGAUCGAACUCGCUCAAAAGCACAAAGAGUUCUCCGUCUAUCCAUCAGGUAGCAAAGGCAACUUCAUCUCAUGCUAUGUCCGCCACAUCCCAUACUCAAGUGAGAAGAAGAGCUUCCUGAACAAGACCGGCCGAGACGCUUUCGAUGGUACGUACCUUGACCAUCGUCGCUUGGUGAA